Molecule: messenger RNA, 386 nt
Organism: Funneliformis geosporum
Lineage: Eukaryota; Fungi; Glomeromycota; Glomeromycetes; Glomerales; Glomeraceae
Source: the annotation of a GenBank genome assembly
AUGAAAAACAAUCAACCAAAAAAAGCUUUUAAAAAAUAUCUCCAAGAAAUAAAAAGUCCUAAUUACCAAGGAGGUUCUUGGACUUUGCCCGAAAAUCCUACUCCCUUAGAACAAGCCAAAUAUGAGAUUUGCCAAAAAGUAAUCAGACACAAAAGAAACAGUAAAUUAACUACUGAAAAACUAGCUCAAAAAAUCCAAUUAAGCAAAGCGGAAACGGAGGAUAUUCUUUAUUGUCGAAUUGAUUAUUUUACCCUCGUCAAAGAAGUUGAUUCCAGCCAAAAAAGAUCAAUAAUUACAAGUUCUGAUCAUUUACGGCAAAGUUGUAGCUAUACUCCUAUCGUUCAACGAACUGAAGAAGAGAAAGAAUUAAGAGAAGAGAUAAGGCA